This is a messenger RNA of Babesia ovata, 2655 nucleotides long. Its product is annotated as duplicated carbonic anhydrase. Gene Ontology annotation, molecular function: zinc ion binding; carbonate dehydratase activity. Lineage: Eukaryota; Apicomplexa; Aconoidasida; Piroplasmida; Babesiidae. Bases 1 to 2655 code for a protein of 884 amino acids. The record is from RefSeq and is a predicted model, not a curated record. The transcript has a single exon.
AUGGCGCCUUUUGUAUAUGCGGUCAAGGAUACGGGAUUGGGAUUUUCCGGCGUGUCGUCGGGUUCCCUCCCGCGGCGCAUGCUGUCUGUCUUGGUGUUAGUGGUGACUGUGUCCCUUAACAUCCCAUCUUCUGUGGCAUUGGAAACGCGGCAGAGAUUGUCGCCCAUCGGAAUCGUCAAUAACGUUAAUGUAGUCUCCUCAACCAACUCUGAGUCGCCUGUCAUCGUGCAAGGAGAGAACCAAUCCAGGAAUGUGGCAGCACCGUAUGCAUCUACGAUCAAUGUGCAUCGUGUAGAUGGUCCCUCGCGUACUAGUGAAAGCAAGGCUGUGCCUGCAUGGGAUUACGCUCGUCAUGGUGCCGAUUGGACCUCAGGUAUGUGCAAAAUCGGCACCAUGCAAUCGCCAGUGGAUCUACACGUGGACGGCCUGGUAAGCCGCAGACCAGAAAAUCUCAAGCAUGUGUUCGAGUCUGUGCUUAAAGGAGAUACUACAGUAAAUACUCUUGGCGACGGGUGGAAGCGCGGAGAUAUCGUGUAUUCGUACCGUCAUCUCAUAUCGUCCGUGCAGGUGAUGCGCACCGACAAAGUAUUCCGCCUGUCUAUUCCUGCUAACGAAGGUUCUACAUUCGGUGCGCUCUUCACUACUGACAGGCCAAACCUGUACAUGGCAACUCACAUCGAGUUUCAUUCGCCCAGUGAGCACACCUUUGAGGGUUCUGCCAACAGACGCCAAGUGGAGGUGCAGAUCUGGCAUUACUACGGUGACGACUCGGGCGCUGAUUCCGGAAUCAGAAGCAUGGAAACCAACGAGCAUACCGACAUGAACGUCCUAGUGAGCACGCACGAUGCCGAUAUGAUUAACCAUGUUAACAAGGUUGGCACUCAAGGAGGCGUGGAUGCCGAAAGUAAGGUGUCGCCAAAAAAAACUGAAGAAUCUCAUAAAUCGGAAGAAUUGGCUGUUAAGAAUGUUAAAUCUAAAGAUGUGGAUGCUCAAGCACCAAAGAGUGAUGAGGGUGAUAAAACAGUGUCCCAUGAUCAGGCCCACAACACUCCAAAAACCGACGAGAAAUCGGCCAGUGUUCGUCAAAGUGACAAGCCUGUUACGAUUGAGACAACUGAAGAAGGUCACAGUGAGCGUAUAGAUCAGCCUUCGACACCAAAGACGUCGGGAGAACAAGGAACCUCUGAGGUUCCAUCUGGGAACUUCAAAUCUACGCCACCUGCUGUAAAUAAGCCGCAGUAUGAGGAUACCGAUACGAAAAAAGAAGAGAAAUCGCAAGAUGAUGUGUUUGACAAUGACGGGAACAAUUUUAGGCAAGAUAAACUAUCAGAAAACUCUUCUGCGGUCGGUAAUGACAACGGUCAUUCAGAAGAUGGCAAAUCUGCAGCGAAACCCGUUGCCGUCGGCGGUACUCACGAGAAAAGCAAUGACAAGAACGAUUCCGACGAAUACGACGAUUUAGAGGACGAAGAAGACGACGAAGUGGAUGAUGGGGAGGACAUAAAGAAUGCCAACUUCGUGGACGACGAAGCUGGUGCGAGCUUUAUUGAGGUUCUGAGCGACGUAGAGAUGGCAGACGGGCAUCAUGUCAUAAAUCCGAACUUCUCAAGCAACAACUCGCAUGAUAUGGCCGUACAUCCUGUCCACAACGGCAGUUAUAGGGGUAACCUUCACCAAGAACGUGAUAACACUUCUCCACUCCCCAUCAGUGAUAAUAAAGUUGAAAGCAGCAUGUCCGGGGGGCAUGCUCAAUCGCAGGGUGAGAAACUUGCAGAUAGAAGAAUUGAUGCCGCGAUAUCAUCUGAUUCGGUUGCUGUGCAAAAGAAUAACGAUGGAACUGGGCACGAGCCACACCCUCUAAAAUCAGCACAGUCGAAGGUAUAUUCAGACAUGGUGGAAAGCGAACAGUUCGAGCUGCUGCACAAAUACCUACUCGAUCAUCUGCACAAAGCUGCAUAUGACAAGGAAGGCGACCGCCGCCACGUGUCGGAGAAGCGCCGUGCGAGAGACACUGGAGUUCACUGGGGCCGCUGGGCAGUGCUCUCCAUGACAUUCAUGAGCGAAGAGAUGGAGAGAACCCGCAUCGAAACUCUGAAAUCUUUCCCCUCCGAAAGAUUCAUGGAACAAGUGCUGAGCGUAGGAUCGGAGGUUGAGGUGUCGGCAGAUCCGAAUUCGUCAGGUGUGGGCGACCUUGGUACCACUAACGGGUCGGAACUUCCUGUAGUCGAGCUCGAUGUGCCAAUCAAUCUUUCCUCCCUUCUAAUGAUGUUGGAGACCAAGAAUCUGAAUUACUUCGCGUACGACGGUUCCUUCACCCGCCCAGGAUGUGAGGAGACUGUGCGUUGGUAUGUGGCGAAGGAGUCGCUUCCAGUUUCAACUGAGUUGAUGCUGCAGAUCCAUCGCAUGUUAAACCAGACGCGCGACCAAACCGCGCACUCCGCCCCUAUCAACAAGUACCGGGAACUGCAGAAUGUCAAUGCCAACCUGCAUAACUCCGGAAAGGUUCACCUUGUGCACGCAUACCCAAUGGAGUAUUUCAUCGCCGCAUCACUGGAUCACGCACGACAAACACCCGUGCGCUUUGAAUCGGGAUUCUACACGUUCUCAUUCGGCUUGUGGGCAAUGAUCGCCACAGCUACACUUAUGUACUUGUAG